Molecule: messenger RNA, 3419 nt
Organism: Mercenaria mercenaria
Lineage: Eukaryota; Metazoa; Mollusca; Bivalvia; Venerida; Veneridae
Product: hephaestin-like protein
Exons: 15
Coding region: 1-3417 (1138 amino acids)
Biological process (GO): iron ion transport
Cellular component (GO): plasma membrane
Molecular function (GO): copper ion binding; oxidoreductase activity
Source: RefSeq, a predicted model, not a curated record
AUGGAACGGCAUUACUAUAUUAGAGCAGUGGAGGAGGACUGGGAUUAUGCGCCGUCGGGACGGAACCUUGCAUUAGCCGAUAGCGAAAAAACUGCAGAAGAGGUUGUAAUUGGUGAAGUGAAACUCAAUUUUAGUAUGAGUAGUACUUCCAAGUCACAGCUGUGUGAAUUUGAUGUGAUUUUACAGGAAUAUCUGAUAGAUGCCAAUUUAGAAUUGAAUAUACAAAAAAUAUUUGUCCCGGAGAGGAUUGAAAAUCGCAAAGAUAGGAUAGGCAGCAUCUACAAAAAGGCAAUAUUCCGGGGUUAUACAGAUGAAACCUUUUCACAACCUGUCCCGGUUCCUGAAUGGGCGGGGAUUCUCGGACCGCUUAUUAAAGCAGAAGUAGGAGAUACUGUGUUUAUUCAUUUCCAGAACCGGGCUUCCGGAAGCAAUUUUAGUAUUCACCCUCAUGGGUUCUUAUACGAUAAAGCGAACGAAGGUGCUCUUUACGUUGAUGGUACAAGCGGAAGUGCUAAAGCUGGCGAUGCUGUGCCGCCAGGUGGUGAAGUAACGUACGUCUGGUUUGCUGACCAGAUUCACGCGCCAACUCCUCAGGAUGACAACUGUGUUACGUGGGGCUAUCAUUCUCACACGCAUGCACCAAUUGACAUUGACACAGGCUUAGUUGGUUUGGCUGUAUUUUGUAGAAAAGGAAUUCUUGACCAUGAUGGAAAUCGUUUGGACGUCGACAAGGAGCUUUAUUUUUACUCAGACACAGCUAACGAAAAUAACAAUUGGUAUUUCGACGAGAAUUUACGGCGAUGUGGCGAUCCUAUGGCUUGUCAGCAACUGAAGCUUCAAAGUGAUUGCUGUUUGAAUGAUAAUUUCCACGAUUUAGGAAUUGAUAUAUCACCAGUACCUAUAUUUGGAGAACCUAAGGCAGCAACACACUUCAUUGUAGUGUGCAAACUGCAUGAUGCUCUCGGAGAUACAACCAACAGUUCUAGAACUUGGAGCAUGAGAUUUCAACAGACAAAUAGUAAUUCCUGGACAGACCACCACAAAAAAACUAUGACGGGGGAUGCAGGAUUUAGAGCGAGCAACACCAAGUACCACGUCAAUGGUUUCAUUUACGGUAACUUAGAAUUCCCUGUUUGUGAAGGAGAACGUGUCGUCUGGUAUUUUAUGUCAUUGAACCUUGGCGUGCAUACAAUACAUGCGAACGGACAGACAAUGAUUAUAGAAAAACAACGGGAGGUAGACAAGUUCUUGCAGCGAGGGAAACAGCGCAUUGGCUCAGUUUACAAGAAGGCGAAAUAUUAUGAAUACACUGAUGAAACAUUUACUGUGCGGAAACCGCUCAUAGAACGAGAGUUGCAUUAUGGUCUGGCCGGCCCUCCAAUCAAAGCCGAAUGCGGAGAGCGUGUCAUCGUUGUCGUCCUCAACAGGGCAUCGAGACCGUAUUCCUUUCUUGCCAAUGGUGUUUCAGUAACAAAGGAAAACGAAGGGGCUUCCUAUAAAAAUAGUCGAAAUGACGAUCAAGAAUCCGGUUCCAUUGUUCUUCCGGGAAAUGUAAGGGUCUAUGAAUUUGAAGUGCCACGGCAAUUUUCACCGGCGCCAUUAAACAGAGACUGCAUUACUUACGUGUAUCACUCCUCCGUUGACCUGUCAAAAGACAUUCACUCAGGACUUUUUGGUCCGCUUCUUGUCUGUAAACCAGGAACUAUUUCACGUUACCGAAAUCAGAUUGAUGUGGAUCGAGAAUUCUUUUUAAAUUGGAUGGUUAUAGAUGAGAACCUAUCCUGGUAUAUUGACGAGAAUAUCAAUGAUUUUGCUGAGGAACCAAUGACAGUCAACAAACGGGACGGACAGUUUCAGCUUUCAAAUAGGAUAAGAGUUUCAGCGAUAAACGGACAUUCAUUCGGAACACUUCGCGGACUAAACAUGUGUUUAGGCGACCGUGUUUCGUGGCAUAUGUACGGCUUUGGAGCAGGGUUCGAUCACCACCAUUUUAGUUUUGAGGGCAAUAACUUUCUACAUGACGGACAACGAGUAGACACAGCUUCUGUGUUUCCUGGAUAUGGACAAACUGUAACAAUGAUUCCUGAUCAGGAAGGUAAGACUACACCUAACCUAUUUGAUGGUGUAAUAUCAUUAGAGGUUAUUAUACCGGGCUGGUGUGCCUUAAGGCGAAAUGAAAAAAGCGGUGUGGGAACUUUAAGUCUCGGAAAGAGACAGCGAAAGAAGCGAAAAGGAGUAAAAUCAGAGGGUUGUAUACGAGGGAUGAAUAGAAGACUAUUGCUACGAACAAGUCAAAUUAAUUAUGAAUCAGAAGGAAUGUUUGCUUGGUAUGACGUCAUGGACUGCAGGGGGAACUACCGACAAAGGUUUCCACCGCCUCGUAACUUGCCGAAAUUUAGAGGUGUAGUACGGCGAUAUUAUAUAGGCGUUGUUGAGGAUGACUGGGAUUACUGCCCGGAGAAAAUAGAUCCAAUAAAUGGCGAAAGUCUUUUGAACCCUAACAUAAGUGCAUACGUAUAUGUCCGAGAUGAUCCGAUGUUUGUUGGAAGUGUCUAUAAGAAGGCAUUAUACAGAGAAUUCACCGACGAAUCUUUCCUCGAUAUAAAACCAAGAAAAGAUGAUGAAAAACAUCUUGCACUCUUAGGGCCAUUUAUUCGUGGCAAUGUUGGAGAUACUAUCGAAAUAGUGUUCAAGAAUAUGGCUUCUUUUCCGUACAAUAUUGUCCCAAGGAAUAUUGUCUUUGAAGACGGCUCCCCAAUAACUUCAGCUUUACCAACGAACCCUGGACAAACACGAAUAUACCGUUACUUUAUUCCGAAAAGAUCAGGUCCUCUACCGAGACAGCCUAACUGUGUUGGAUCCAUAUACUCGUCGAGAGUUAAUCCAGUGGCUGAUACAUACAGUGGGUUGUUGGGACCUUUAGUUAUUUGUAAACCUGGCGUCCUCGACCUUUCUGGUAGGAGAACUGACGAAGUAACAAAAGAGUUUUCCACUGCAUUUGUCAUCAUUGACGAAAAUAAAAGUAACUACCGUGACACAAAUUUUGCACGAGCGCCUGCACGACAAAACACAAUGGCCGGUGACUUUGUCCGGAGCAACACUUAUAACACAAUUAAUGGCUUUAUUUUCGGAAACUUAAAAGGACUGGUGUUUCGCGAAGGGGAGAGGUCCGCGUGGUAUAUUUUUGGAAUGGGUUCGUUUCUUAAUAUACACACUGUUCAUUUCCACGGUCAACUUUAUUUGCGGACGGCGUCAUUAACCUUGAGGCGAGAUGUGCUUGAAAUCUGGGCUGGAACAUACCAAACUGUUGAGAUGUUGGGAUAUAAUCCGGGUACUUGGCUUUAUCAUUGCCAUGUAAAUUUGCACUCGGUGGCCGGUAUGGAAACCACCUUCACCGUAUUACCGAAGACAAAGUGAUA